This is a messenger RNA of Lodderomyces parapsilosis, 1704 nucleotides long. It is a transcript of the gene HIP1, whose product is annotated as Hip1p. The transcript has a single exon. Bases 1 to 1704 code for a protein of 567 amino acids. Gene Ontology annotation, molecular function: amino acid transmembrane transporter activity. Gene Ontology annotation, cellular component: membrane. Lineage: Eukaryota; Fungi; Ascomycota; Pichiomycetes; Serinales; Debaryomycetaceae. The record is from RefSeq and is a predicted model, not a curated record. Gene Ontology annotation, biological process: amino acid transmembrane transport.
AUGAGUUUAAAAGAAGAGUCUACAACAAGUAGGGAGAUAAGCACAACUGAAAUCAGCCCUUCAAGAUGGAGCCGGUUCAAAGAUUCUUUUAAAAGAGCCGAGGAACCAGAACUAGCUUCAAAGUGUUCAAUUAUUGACCUAGAAGCCAAUGCCACAAAGGAAGGAGACUUGCAUCGUGACCUUCAAAAUAGACAUGUACAAAUGAUUGCUCUUGGUGGGUCAAUAGGAACAGGUUUGUUGAUUGGAUCUGGAGCUUCACUAAGUAAAGGUGGACCUGCCAGUUUGAUUAUUGCCUGGGGACUCGUGGGAACAAUGGUGUUUUGUGUCAUACAUGCCUUGGGUGAACUAUGUGUUGCUUUUCCAGUCAAUGGUGCAUUCUCCACCUACGCUACAAGAUUUAUUGACCCAUCAUGGGGGUUUGCUGUCGGUUGGAAUUAUGCCAUCAUGUGGUUAUUUGUAAUGCCGUUGGAGUUGGUUGCUGCAGCGAUGUGUAUAACUUAUUGGAACGAUGAUAUAAACCCUGCUAGUUGGGUUGCCAUAUUCUAUGUUUUUAUUUACGGCAUUAACUUGUUUGGCGUCAAAGGGUAUGGAGAAGCUGAAUAUUACUUGACCAUUCUCAAAAUAAUUGCCAUUGUUGGGUUUAUUAUAUUGGGAGUGGUGUUGGUAUGUGGUGGUGGUCCAACACACGAAUUCAUUGGGGGCAAGAAUUGGCAUGUUGAAAAAGGUGCAUUUGCUAACGGGUUUAAAGGAGUUGCAACAACUUUUGUCACGGCUUCAUACUCAAUGGCAGGGUCGGAAAUGGUGGGAUUGGCAAGCGCAGAAACGAGAAACCCAAGAGAAACAUUACCAAAGGCAAUUCGCCAAGUGUUUUGGAGACUCAUUUUGUUUUAUUUCCUUUCAUUGACGAUGAUUAGCUUAUUAGUACCGUACAACUCACCAGAUCUUCUUGGAGCCGGUACAUCCUCCACUUCACCAUUUGUCAUUGCCAUCAAAAAUGGUGGCAUUCACGCAUUACCUUCAAUUUUCAAUGCUUGUAUAUUGAUUUCAAUCCUCUCUGUUGGAAACUCAGCUGUAUUUGGUUGUUCACGUACGGUGCAAUCAUUGGGGUUACAAGGACUAGCGCCCCAAAUUCUAGCAUACGUUGAUCGUAAAGGCCGUCCUUUGGGAGGAUUGGCCCUCUCGGCAUUGUUUGGUUUACUAUGCUUCCUAGCGGCGUACAAGGAUCAAGGAACUGUGUUUGACUGGCUUUUAAGUGUAGCAGGACUUGCUACAAUCUUUUCCUGGUUCAACAUUGCAUUGUGUCAUUUUCGUUUCAGACAAGCAAUGCAUGCACAAGGAAGAUCUUUAGAAGAGUUGACAUUUACUUCCAUUACAGGCAUUUUUGGCUCCAUCUACGCAAUGGGAUUUUUGCUAGUAGUGUUGGGCAUACAAUUUUGGACCGCAUUGUUUCCAAUUGGUUCCAAGAAUGCAGAUGCAGAGCAUUUUUUCCAAAACUAUUUAGGAGCCGUUGUCAUAUUGGUCUUUUACGUUGGUCACAAACUAUACGCUAGAACUUGGAAAAUUUGCAAGAGCCUAAACGAAAUUGAUCUAGAUACUGGCAGACGACAAGUGGAUUUGGACUUGGUUCGUGCAGAACUUGAGGAAAAGAGAUUGUUGAAUAAGCAAAAGCCACUUUACAAACGGAUAUGGAAUUACUGGUUUUGA